Prosopis cineraria is the source of this 788-nucleotide messenger RNA. Its product is annotated as glycine-rich RNA-binding protein 2-like. Gene Ontology annotation, molecular function: RNA binding. Bases 87 to 551 code for a protein of 154 amino acids. The transcript has 2 exons. The record is from RefSeq and is a predicted model, not a curated record. NCBI's taxonomy places the organism in Eukaryota, Viridiplantae, Streptophyta, Magnoliopsida, Fabales, Fabaceae.
UUUCACCGCUUUCGCUUCUCUUGUUAACCCUACUUUUGUUUCUCUUAUUGUCCUUUUGUUCCUGUAUUUCUUUUUCCAUAAUAUCAAUGGCUUCUGCAGAUGUCGAGUACCGUUGCUUUGUCGGUGGGCUUGCUUGGGCUACUGACAACGAUGCCCUCGGCAAGGCCUUUGCUCCCUUCGGCGACAUUAUCGAAUCGAAGAUUGUCAACGAUCGCGAGACCGGAAGGUCAAGGGGGUUCGGAUUCGUGACGUUCUCCUCAGAGCAGUCCAUGAGAGAUGCGAUCGACGGCAUGAACGGUCAGAGCCUUGAUGGCCGGAGCAUUACGGUGAACGAAGCUCAAUCUCGUGGAAGAGGAGGCGGCGGCGGGGGUGGGUACGGCGGCGGGAGUGGUUAUAGCCGUGGUGGAGGCGGAUACGGAAACGGAGGUGGACGCCGCGAGGGUGGAUACUACAGGAACGGUGGAGGAUACGGCAGUGGCGGUGGUUAUGGUGAUCGUGGAUCUCGCUACUCUCGUGGCGGCGGCGAGUCAGAUGGAAGCUGGAGGAAUUAAGUAGAUUGAUCAGUGCAGGAUUAUAUAUAGAAUAAUGGAGUUUUUAGGGUAUUAUUAGACAGACCUUUCUGGGUUCAGGGUUAUUUGCUUAGUAUUGAACGCUGUGGUUUCCGUUAUGGUUCUGUUUCGUGUGAUUUUAAUCUUGUGGUUUUUAGCAGCGAAAUUAUGUCAUUGGUUAUUUUGUAAUCAAUGGAUUUAAUAUCCAGGAAUUGAAAGCCAAGAAUUAAUAUCAAUUCA